Blumeria graminis f. sp. triticale is the source of this 1518-nucleotide messenger RNA. NCBI's taxonomy places the organism in Eukaryota, Fungi, Ascomycota, Leotiomycetes, Helotiales, Erysiphaceae. The record is from the annotation of a GenBank genome assembly.
AUGGGCCAGUUGGAGACAUUAACCGCAUUAGCUCUUGGUCGAGGACACUAUGAAGAAGAGGUGGUCUGGACCUCGGAAUCAGAGAGUAAUGGCCCUCAAAAAUAUAACUCUCGUGGUCAUCCCAGAAAUCCCGAGACAAAAAAAAGGGAAAGAGAACACAUCCGUGCAGCAAACGAAGUAAUGCAAGUGACUGGAGUUGUUGAAGACGCUGCUACUGUAAGAGCUAAAUCGAGUGAAGAUGAGGCAGAUAGACAGCUUGAAAGCUUCAUCGGAUUUCGAUUGAUGGAGGUCGGACGAGCCUGUCUUUAUAUGGGAGUUUGGAGCGCCGUCGGGUUAAGGAGGCGAAUUUUGCUAUACAGGCCAUAUUCUACUCUCCAAAUAAGAAGAAUAUUAAAAAGCGAAAGAAAUGUGCACUCAAUUAUUCAUCUGCUCUUCUCAGGUCUUCCUACGAUAUUGAUCCCUCAUACGCUUGACUAUGUCAUUCUAUUUUUCGAAACGAUUCUAGACCAUCUAUACGGAUCGGAUGAAAAUCGAGAAACUUUCAUUCCAUUAGGGACAAGAGCUCUUGUUAGGCGGACUGCUAGAUGGACAUACAAUUAUUUUAGAAUUCAGUUUCAGUUGUUUGCUAUUUUACAACAGCUUAACCUUACCCCUGAAUCAAGAUUCUUACACAGCCUUAAAUCAUUUAUUCCAUUUCAAGAAACUUCAUUAGUCAGGUUAAAGCCAAAAGAUACAAACAGCACCUGGCAACUUCCAUUAACUUGGGCAGGAGCCCUUAUCUUUAGUACUGCACCGCUACUAGCUGUCUGGGGGUAUGAAAAACUUAAAGUCACAGUCUCAGCACUUAUAUAUAGACGAAUAUACAUGCGACUACCUAGACCAGCAGGGUCAAGUAUAUUCUCUGGUAUUCCUGUUGAUCUCUUGAGAACAGAACGAAAUAGUGCAGAUCAAAUAUCAUCUUAUGUUCAAGACUCUGGACCUAAUAUAUCAUGGGCAGUGAACUCCAACCAUCCUGAAGCCCAAUCACCUAGUAUGGGUCAAGAUGCAUCAGAUGACGAGGAUGAUGAAAUGAACCAUGCCCAAUUGAUCAGCUUUGAUGUGGAGCCUACUGAAUCUGCUGAUGCGAAUCGAGGUCCUUGGUCUGCAGAGCUAAGGAGUUCUAAUGAUAGCAAGCAAUCAGGCGUAACCCGGUAUCGAGUUACUGGCUUGACCCUACUCCCAACAAUAUUGGCGGCUGAAAGAUGGCGAGACAUUAUAGCUGAUAUUCUUGUAAUGCCCAUCGAAGCCUUAAUGGUCAGAUUCAUCGGUAGGGCUUAUCGAAUCAACAACGCAUUCAGUGUCGAGGACAUCUUUGAACCCAAUCUUAGAAUUACCGGGUUUUCAAAUCUAAUGAUGGCAUACACACUACAAUCAGCUAUUACUGGUGUCAUCUGGGGCUUAAUCACAUUCAGCACAAACCGGUAUGCAAUAAGAAGGCAAAAAAUACAUCCCAAGUCACACCUCUUGGAUAGGGAGUAA